Sceloporus undulatus (fence lizard) is the source of this 2743-nucleotide messenger RNA. It is a transcript of the gene SLC39A12, whose product is annotated as solute carrier family 39 member 12. The coding region runs from base 197 to 2188 and encodes 663 amino acids. Gene Ontology annotation, cellular component: membrane. Gene Ontology annotation, biological process: zinc ion import across plasma membrane; intracellular zinc ion homeostasis. The record is from RefSeq and is a predicted model, not a curated record. Lineage: Eukaryota; Metazoa; Chordata; Lepidosauria; Squamata; Phrynosomatidae. The transcript is spliced from 12 exons. Gene Ontology annotation, molecular function: zinc ion transmembrane transporter activity.
CAAGGAAUUUUAAAAACAUUGGACUUCCUGGCAGCUAAAUACUCUGUGAGAUUCAAAGGGCCAGAGAGCCAAAGAUACACAAUCCUCCCUCUUUUCUCCCUUGACAGAAGGUUUCAAGAUUAAGCUGCAAACUGCAAACCACGUCUCAACAGGAAUCAACGCCAAAAGCCACCACAGGCUACAAGAAGAAGAGGAAAUGUCUUUUCUGACUACACAUCAAAUUCUUUUGAUCAUCUCUUUGAUUUUUAUACUUGGCCCACAUCCUGCAAGAACACAGCAGAGAACUGGCAGAGACCUGAAGGCGGAUAAUAGCUAUGCAUCCCACCAAAGCUAUCUGAGGGAUGCUUUACAUAUUAUUUCAGCUAACAACUACUCUGAACACCGCCAGAACCAAUCAAGAGAAGUGAUCAGGAGACUGCUGGAGAAAACUGUUUGUCCACAAAGGAUUUAUAAGAAGCAAGCCGACUGUAAUCUGUGCCUUGAAUCAGAUGCUUUGAUAUUAAUUGUUGGAGGUGAUUUAGGAGGUAAUCUUACUGAAGAAGUAUUCCAGAAAAUUUCUCUCAUUCUUCUGUAUUACAUCAUUCACCAAAGAGAUGUCUGUCCAUCAAUACACAGUCUCAGGGAAAGAGAUUACAAUUUUUUCCUGAACAGCAUGCUCAAUUUAAGGAGCAAUGAAGACUCAUAUGAUUUAUCCUGGAAUGAAACUGAAGAUGCUCUGGAAGCAAUAAGGAAACAUUUUAAAAUACCUGAAAACCAGUGUGUUCAUGUAAGUGUUCUGGAGAAAGAAGUUGGAAUACUGCACAGAAAUGUUAUUGAUAAAAAGACAGUUCCUCGGCUAGCUGCCGCCAUUCUUACAUUUGCACUGAGAGGAAUCUGCCUGGGUAGAAGACAUUUGCCCCCUCCAGAAUUCUUUAUGGAAUAUAUUUUCAGUUCACUGAACAGCACCAAUGAACUCCAUGUAACAGCCAUAGAUCAACUGCUGAGCAUGCUAUGGGCUGGGAAGAAUUGCUGCACAAAUAACCAAGCUCACCUUAAUAUGAUAGUGAGAAAUGCUGGAUAUCCAAACAUUUCAGUUACAACAAAGCAAAACAACGAGAGUACCUUGCACAGUUUUGGGGCAGAAAAUGAAGAAACUGUUGAAUGGGACAAGGCAUGUUUCUCUGCAAGUGAGCUUGUGGAGAUAUUUUUACAUGACAGUCAUCUAUCAGUUUCUAAGGAACACUUCAGACAGAUGAGCCCAGCAAUCAUUCAGCAAUUACUAAGCUGUUCGUGCAAGCUUAUGGAGUCCAGACAAACAAAAUCUCUACCAAAAACUCUGGAAAAAUACGGCUACAGUACUCUUGCAGUUUUACUUAUUACAGUCGGAUCUAUGUUUGGCACAACUCUCAUACUAUUUAAUUCAUGUCAAGAAUGGUAUACGCUCAUUUUACAACUAUUUGUGGGACUAGCUGUAGGAACCCUCUCUGGGGAUGCCCUCCUGCAUCUUAUUCCAGAGGUUCUUGGUUUACAUACACAUAGUGUUCGAGAGAAUGAAAAUUUCUAUGAUGGUAAAGAAUACAUUUGGAAGAUGCUGGCUUUGAUUGGAGGAAUUCAUGGAUUUUUUCUGAUUGAAAAAGGAUUUGCUCUUUUUGUGUCCCCACAUGAGAAACACAGUCCUGAAGAGUCUGGUUCUCUUGAAAUUUCUCCAAACAAGAAGGCAGUUGUGAGGAAGCGCCAAGGGAUAAGUUUGUUAGCCAUUAUGAUUCUGGUGGGCGACAGUCUUCACAAUUUUGCCGAUGGUUUGGUAAUAGGUGCUGCAUUUUCAUCAUCAAUAGAAAUGGGCGCGACCACAACAAUUGCUAUAUUAUGCCAUGAAAUUCCCCAUGAGAUGGGAGAUUUUGCAGUGCUCUUAAGUACAGGCCUUUCUUCAAAGAUUGCCAUUUUGAUGAACUUCAUAAGUGCCCUAACUGCUUUCAUAGGACUUUAUAUUGGCCUUUCAAUAUCGACAGAUCCUCGCAUUCAAAACUGGAUAUUUACUGUCACUGCUGGGAUGUUUUUGUAUUUAUCAUUAGUGGAAAUGCUUCCUGAAAUGACUCACAUUCAGACACAGCGACCCUGGUUGAUGUUUCUUGUACAGAACCUUGGAUUACUAUUAGGUUGGCUUUGCCUCCUACUUCUAGCUAUAUAUGAACCCAGGAUUAAAAUAUGAAUCUUCUACCAGCAAUCUGCAGACACUAACCUCUUAUCCAGCAUCUAUCCAUUUCAUUCCUGGGGGUUUCUGCAGGAUAGCUUCCAAGUGAACUGUGGACCUGAUACUAUUUUUUUUAAAAAUGCUGACAUUUUGAAUCAGACUAAACUAGCUAAUUGCUUAACUUCUGAUUAAUUUAUGGUUCAGAAAUUAGCAUUUAAAAACGAAAUAUUUUUCUUGUAUGGAAUAUUUUCAAAUACUUUCAUGUUAUUUCAACAACAUUCCUAAGCUCAUUUUCCACAGACCAAAUUUUCAGUUCUUAAACUUUUCCCAACAAAAUCCUCUGAUAUUUUUAGAUAUUGUCAUUGAAGAGCAACCAUCUCAACUGAGCAGCAUCACUGCUGAUUAAUCCAAAGGCAGUUAUGAAGCCAAGAGCCUGAAUGCAAUGGCUAGUUCCAGUCAGAGCUGACCCUGUGAAUCAAUGAACCUUGUAUAAGGGUUGAUAUAUGUAUGUGUAUGUACCUUCGAGUGGCUUCUUGACUUAUGGUGACCUUAUGAAUUUCAUAGGAUUUUCUU